ACCCAGUAUUCGCUCUCUGUAUACACGUUAUAUUUGUGUUUCCCUACUUUGCAAACAUUCAAACUUUCUGUAUUCCUUUGACUUACUGCAUUAAGUUAACUGUUCUGCAUUUGGAUCUACAAGAUCUUGUUGAUCUGUAUUAUGCUGUACAUUAGACAAAUAAGUCGUAUUAGGUCAUACAUACAGAAACAAUUGUCACUUCUCCGAGUAAAGACUCAAUACUUAAAUUAAUGUCCCUUCUCCUUGCUGUCAGUAUUACUGAGGAUAAGUAAUACUGUAGCUCAGGUAGAGCUGGUCACCUUCUGAUCGGAAGGUUGGUGGUUCGAUCCGUGGCUCCUCCAGUCUGCAUGUCAAGUGUCCUUGGGCAAGAUACUAACCCCAACUUGCUCUCCGAUGCAUCCAUCCGAGUAUGAAUGUGGGUGAUUGUAGUUAGAAAGCACUAUGUAUAGAGAAAGGGCUUGUGAGACUGGGUGUGAUUGGGUGAAUGUGGCAUGUUAUAUACAGCGCUUUGAGUACCUUCGGGAAAGUAGAAAAGCGCUAUAUAAGAAUCAGUCCAUUUUACCAUUAUUGAAAAGAAGACAAUCACAGAGUUAAAUGUGAGUGACCACCUGAGAGAGGUCACAUGGUGACGGCAGAAAACGAUGCUCACAGUUCUGUUAGAGACAAAGAUUUAAACAGUAAAAUGAGGCUAAAUUUCACUUUAAUCAUCCAAUUAGGGGGGUCAUGUGACUUUAGCGCUUCCUGUGUGCCGAUUCAAAGACUGAAUAAAUGUGAAAUAUAGAUCUUGAUUUUGGGGGGUUUUUCUCUGCUUUCUUUCUAUUAUUGUUGGGUCUUUACCUUGCAGUAUUAUGCACCUUGAGGCAAAUAUUGAUGUGAUUUUGUGAAUUAAGUUAAAUAGAAUUGAUGUAACACUGUACUGAUCCAGUUUCUGUGGCCACCUUAACCUGAAAUGAUCAAAUUGAUUUAAUCAUUGAUCACUUAAUUGAAAGAUUUCAGUCCCAUGUUACCUUCUGCUCUGCUCUUUCUUUCAGCUUCCUCUACAACCCUGAAAACCUGCUGCUGUCUGUACAGCUCAUGUUGUGUUUGUUGUCAUCUCAGUCUGUCAGGUGGAGGUGCAGGAGGGAGCGGAGUUGAUCAAACUGCCCUUUAAAACUACAGCAAACCUGCCUAGAGAUGUUGUAGUAGAGUGGCAAUGUGGUGAAAUGAUGGUCCACGUGUAUGAGAAUGGCUCUGACCAGCCUGAAGAACAGGAUGAGUAUUACAGAGGACGAACUAAGAUGAAUGAAGACAUGCUGAAAACUGGAGACCUCACUCUGACCCUGAAACAACCCAUAGACUGGGACAGUGGAGAAUACAGCUGUGAAGUCAGCAACAGGGAUAACCGCAUGAACAGAAUUUGGAGACACAAAACUGUGCUGCUGAUAGUCAAAGUCCCCCAGGUGGAGGUGGAUUCAGGGGUGGAGUCUGUGCAGCUGCCCUUCAAAACCACAUUUCACCUGCCUGAAGAUGCUAAAGUGGAGUGGAUGGACAUGAAAAACAGAAAGGUCCACGUGUAUGAGAACGGCUCUGACCAGCCUGAAGAACAGGACACGGUGUAUAAAGACCGAACAAAGAUGAAUGAAGAACUGAUGAAAACUGGAGACUUCACUCUGACCCUGAAAUACCCCACAGAUGGAGACAACAGGACCUACACCUGCACUGUCUACAGUAGCGAGGGAAACAUCCUGCUGAAGAAACAAGUGGAGCUGAAAGUCGGAGGUCAGUGCUGUAGAUACAGGUCAAAGGUCAGAGGUCAUGUAGUAGUUUAUUCUCCAAAAGCUGUUAGUUUGAAUCUACUUUCUGUUCAUUUGUUUUGAUCUAAAAGCCUGAAAUGUCAGCUACAAAAAGAAAGUUAUAGCUUGCCUUCAAGACUUUGAAAAGGACAAAAUCAUUGACCGCCUCACAUAUCACCGCCGUUACCCAGGAGAUGCCAUACCCUGCAUUUACGGACUUCCUAAAAUCCACAAGGAAGCUGUCCCACUCAGACCCAUAGUCAGUAGCAUAAACUCAGCCACUUAUAACAUUGCAAAACACCUUGCUACCAUCCUUGCUCCUCUCAUGGGGAACA
Molecule: messenger RNA, 2107 nt
Organism: Haplochromis burtoni (Burton's mouthbrooder)
Lineage: Eukaryota; Metazoa; Chordata; Actinopteri; Cichliformes; Cichlidae
Product: V-set domain-containing T-cell activation inhibitor 1-like
Exons: 2
Coding region: 1203-1856 (217 amino acids)
Biological process (GO): T cell costimulation; negative regulation of T cell proliferation; immune response
Cellular component (GO): external side of plasma membrane
Source: RefSeq, a predicted model, not a curated record